Rotaria sp. Silwood2 is the source of this 436-nucleotide messenger RNA. Lineage: Eukaryota; Metazoa; Rotifera; Eurotatoria; Philodinida; Philodinidae. The record is from the annotation of a GenBank genome assembly.
UGAACAAUUAACAAGUUUUUGUUUGAUAGCCGAUCAAUGGACUGAAGCUCGUACCGGUGUUACUUACUGUGGCAUAGCUUUACGAUACGUUGGAGAAUAUUCUCAAUUAUUUACGUUCAUCAUUGGUUGUUUUCCGUACAAUGCAGCUAGCCAUUCAGCACAACAUCUUCGAGAAUUUGUUAAUAAAAUAUUAGACGAAUAUAAACUACAACUGGACUCAACAAAAUUUGUUGCUACAGAUAAUGAGCCAAAAAUAUUGCCAGCAUUUCGGGAACAAUGUUCUUGCGUUGGUUGUGCUGAUCACUAUUUGAAUAAACAGUUACAACAUGCUUUUCCAUCAGAUCAAAUUCAUUUAAAUAAAAAUGCAAUUGAAAAAGUUGAUUGUGAAUUAGUUCAAAAUAUUUUUAGUCAAGUUAAAAACUGGUUUCUUCUGUAA